AUGCCAUACUUCGACACGAGCGCAGAGUGGUACGAGCAGUCGUCGCUCCUCCUCAAAGCGCGACCAACAUCCACACGCAUCACAUCCAAAUACUCGGUCCUAAAACCCACAUCUUCCAAGAUAAAGAAGCGCCAAAAGUACGACGAGAAGAGAGCCGCCCGAUCCGCCGACACAUCGCGUACGUCUUCACCGCCGCCGCAAUCGCAGAACCCCGAGGAAGUCACCGUCUUCUUUACGCUCAAGACGUACGAUCCAGAGUCGGGCACAUGUCUGCAGUAUGAGACGAACAAGGGCGCCGAGGUGGGCCGGCUGAUUGGCAAUCUGGGGAGAUUGGGGAGACACAUGGCAGCGCUGCCGGAGACGAUGGAGGAUUUGAGCAUGCCAGCUGGCGGAGAAGGCGCGUCUACACCGCAGGUCGACGAGGGUGGAGAUGUCAAGAUGGGCGGUGUACCCGCGGCUGGUACGGGCGGCGCGGGAGGCAAGAAAAAGAAGAAGGGAAAGAAAUGA
Molecule: messenger RNA, 507 nt
Organism: Alternaria arborescens
Lineage: Eukaryota; Fungi; Ascomycota; Dothideomycetes; Pleosporales; Pleosporaceae
Exons: 2
Coding region: 1-507 (168 amino acids)
Biological process (GO): SRP-dependent cotranslational protein targeting to membrane
Cellular component (GO): signal recognition particle, endoplasmic reticulum targeting
Source: RefSeq, a predicted model, not a curated record